AUGGAACUAUCAGUCUCCUCGCCGGCAGAUUUUCAUGUCCACCUGCGCCAAGGUGCUCUCUCCGAACUAGUGGCGCCCCAUGUCCGUCAAGGGGGCUUUCGGCUUGCAUAUGUCAUGCCCAACUUGCAACCGCCGAUUACAACUACAGAACAAGCUCUCGAGUACAAGGCCAAUCUGCAGAAGAUCGACCCUAAUGUCGAAUACUUAAUGACAUUGUAUCUCUCUCCUUCUCUGACUCCAGAAGAAAUCAAGAAGGCAGCGAAAGCCGGAAUAAUUGGGGUCAAGUCCUACCCCAGGGGUGUUACAACCAAUUCAGACGGUGGUAUCGAGUCGUAUGAGACGUACUAUCCGAUUUUUGAAGCGAUGCAGGAAAACGAUAUGGUUCUCAAUCUACACGGAGAAGUUCCAUCCGAUGCAGUAAAUGUGAGUCAACACAGUAAACGACGAAGGUUUGCUGACUUCCAGCGGGAAAAGAAUAUCCACGUAAUCAACGCAGAGCCUCAGUUCCUGCCUCAUCUCUUCAAGCUACAUGAAGCGUUCCCAAAGCUUCGGAUAGUCCUCGAGCACGCGACUACGCGCGCUGCCGUUGAAGCUGUCAAAUCCUGCGGAUCUACGGUCGCCUGUACCAUCACUGCACAUCACCUUUUCUUAACCGUGGAUGACUGGGCCGGACAGUCCUGGAACUAUUGCAAGCCGGUGGCAAAAUUCCCUGACGAUCGUGAAGCCUUGCGCUCAGUAAUCAAAGAAGGUGUGCCGCCUUCUAGUGCGAACUCAAUAUCUUUACAAACUAGUUUACUUGCAGGGCAUCCACGAUUCUUUUUGGGCUCCGAUUCUGCUCCUCACCCAGCUCAUACUAAGUCGACGAGCACCCCAGACCACGGAUGCGCUGCAGGGGUCUAUACAUCCCCAAUUUUGUUGCCUUUGGUCGCUCAUGUUUUGGAAUCAUUCGGAGCUCUGGACAAAUUAGAAGGCUUCGUCAGUACCUUAGGCCGCCACUUCUACAACAGACAGCUUACGGGUGAAGAAACCUCCAAAAAAGUAGUGUUGAGGCAACUUCCGGAGGGUAUCAAGGUGCAGGAAAGAUAUAGUACCGGGGAAAAUGUCGUGCCGUUUUGGGCGGGAAAACUGAUUAGAUGGAAGAUAGUCGGACAGUAG
Molecule: messenger RNA, 1155 nt
Organism: Marasmius oreades (fairy-ring Marasmius)
Lineage: Eukaryota; Fungi; Basidiomycota; Agaricomycetes; Agaricales; Marasmiaceae
Exons: 2
Coding region: 1-1155 (384 amino acids)
Biological process (GO): pyrimidine nucleotide biosynthetic process; 'de novo' pyrimidine nucleobase biosynthetic process
Cellular component (GO): cytoplasm
Molecular function (GO): dihydroorotase activity
Source: RefSeq, a predicted model, not a curated record